This is a messenger RNA of Anopheles bellator, 633 nucleotides long. RefSeq lists its product as uncharacterized. NCBI's taxonomy places the organism in Eukaryota, Metazoa, Arthropoda, Insecta, Diptera, Culicidae. The record is from RefSeq and is a predicted model, not a curated record. The transcript has 2 exons. Bases 1 to 633 code for a protein of 210 amino acids.
AUGGCGGAUCUACGCAUUAUGUCGCACGAGUUUUUAUCUGAAUUUAUAACACUUUACGAAAGUCUGCCAUGUCUUUGGCAAGUAAAAAAUAAAGACUAUAGUGAUCGUGAUAAAAAGGCGGAGGCAUACGAUGCUUUAAUUGCAAAAUAUAAGGGAAUCGACCCCACCUGCACUAAGGAAAUCGUGACCAAAAAAAUUCAUAAUUUGAGGACAGUGUACCGCAAAGAAUCGGAGAAAGUGAGGGAGUCGGCAACAUCAGGGUCUGCAGCAGAUCAGAUAUACAAGCCAAGCUUGUGGUAUUACGAUAUGCUGCAUUUUCUGCAGGAUCAAGAGACCCCGAGGGUAUCUAAAAACACGAUGGAAGACUCCGGAGUGAUUUCAACCGAGGAAGAGACGAAAAAAGCAAAUAACGAAGAAGUGACAGAAGUAAUUAAAAUUGUAGGGAGGAAGCUACAAUCGAUGGAAGAUGAAGAUGAUUUUUGGGCGUUCGCGAAACAUGUAGCCUACAAAUUAAGAAGCAUUAGUAGCGAGCAAUGCGCUUUUGCUCAGAAAUUAAUAGGCGAUGUAUUACUUGAAGUAGAAUUGGGGACGUUAACAAGAAAUUUUGCUUUGAUAGAAUAUACAAGCGACUAA